UCUACUCGGGCUCCGGCUCAGUCGUUUACCGACAACCGGCCUGCAAACGUGUUCGAAUUGAUUCGUUCAAUCAUUUUCGUGCCAAGCGUGGGCAUCGGUUGAAUUUCAGAUGUGCAUUAACAAGUUUUCUGAUGCCGGAGAUGCAUGCAGUUUGAAUCCCAGUGUGAGUGGGUGAUAUGCGUUUCUCGGUGAUCUGAAUUCAGAAAAAGUGCCCAAACAUAGGUCGACGGAAACCAAGUUCAACGAGUUGUGCAACUAUGAUAAUAAUUCACGUUCUGAAACUUAAUCGAGAUUGAUGAACGGUGUAUAGAAUUAAGUCAUAAAACAAGUUCAAAGAAGCCAGUUGACGACUCUUUUAUGAUAAUGUGCUAAUAUUGAAUGCAGAGAGAAUACGACGUUUCUAAGCUGCGGAACUGAGAUCAUACCCCCCUGAGAUGUGUGUGAAGAUUAGAUAUUUAGUACAUGUUAAAUAAUUGCUUCUUAGCGCCGAUACUUAAGCUGUAAGUGUGUGAUAAUAGUAAGUGCAAAUUUGAAAAUGUAUUGAUAAAAAUAAAUAGUAGCACACCGCUGUCGCUGCCACUUUGUGUAUAUAAAUGAGCAGUGUUCUGUUCAGGUGUAUGAGUGCAAAAAAGAUUGUUGCUUCCACACUGUACUAAGUGAAGAAAACGAAACGCGAGAGAACCGGCCCGACAGCAGCGGCAUCAGCGAUAUUUGAAUGGGACGAAGUGGAUGAAUUAUUUAUUCACGUUUAUUGAAAAUCAUAAAAGUGACGAUAAAUUGGGAAAAAUUGAAACCAGUUUCGAGUCUUGUUAGAAUAGUUCGUGGCGAUCUUGCGCGGACGAUCUUGAGAGAGAGAAGGUUGACCACUUGGAGGACACUAAUCUCACGAUAAGAAUCCAUUUUUAAUUCCGCGGCGGCGGCGGCGAUACAACACACCUCAUCACCACGGUUCGAGCCGGUCCCAGAGAGCGAUGAAACAACAGUAGCCUGUAUGUGUCCGAUCGGGGCAGACCCAGGCAAUCUCUACGGUCGGUCGGUUGGUCAGAAUCAACUUAGAAUCGCGGCAUUCCUAUAUAGCAGAAUAAAAGCACUUGCUGGGCAUUUGUGCAACAACCGGUCACGAGACGUCGAACGAAGCAAGCGUUGAGGUGUAGCGACGCGACAUACCUACGUCUACGUACAUGCCUAUCCUACGGCUACUGUGAUCGUCGGUCGUGAAUAUCGCGCGCUCGGCAUAUCGUAUAUUCGUAUGAAAUAACAAACCGCAGGAGCGAAAGCUGCGAAGCCCCGUGUGGAAGUGAGGAGAGAAAAAACAGAUUUUUCGAUAGAAUUACGUCAAUAGAAUUGAUUUUUAAUGGAUUCGAAUGUGGAUGGAAGUGAGUUCAGCCCGACGAGAGCUGAUAGCAACAACCGGCAGCAAGAAGAAAACGAAGAAGCCAUAACGAGCUCUCGCUGGAUGAUGUCGAUGGUUUGUUUGGUGGUAACCGUGAAGUGAAAAGAAGUGGAAGAAUUUUCUUUUUUUUCGGGUUCGGUCCGAUAUCUGUGCACGAGAGUUUGUAUGGAAGACAUCAACGAUUUAUCAGUGAAAGAAUAUCAGCAGCAGAUUUGUUUUCGACGACCAUCGAAGACAACACCGCCCGUCGGUCGGGAGCCUCGGCGCUGUAUCAUCAAUCUGACAAAAUACGGCCAAUGCUUUCAGCCGUGGAGAACCUAGGAUCCGGUCGGGUUUAUCCCCAUCCGUUUCCAGGUGCGGCGGCGCCCUCGUUGCUAGGCCAGCUCCCGCUGUCGGCUGCUGGCCUGCCGUUGCUAGGACCCAACAUGGUCGAUAUGUCAGUGGCUGAGUUUGCCCGACCGCAUCCCAAACAGCAAAGGUACAACGAAGCUCCACGAAAUGGAUUGCUUCCGUCAUCGAGGCCAAAAUACUCCGACGUCUCACCACAGUCCCCACAAAGCGGCCCGGUGAAUUUGGCCGUGAGUCCCAACCUACCAAAUCCUCACAGCAACCAAACGCUAGGAGCCACAAAGCUGGGCCACCUCGGUCAUGAUUUUCAUGAACGAGCGCUGCAGGCUCACGCCGCCCAAGCUCGAGCCCAUGCUCAGCAACAGCAACAACAACAGCAGCAACAACAACAUCAACAGCAUCAGCAACAACUUCAACAACAGCAACAGCGACAUCAAGAACAGCAAAAAGAAGCCGCGGUAGCCGCUGCAGCUGCUGCUGCCGCGGUUGAUAUUGGAAAGCUGUACUCACCCACAAAUCCACGAUUAUCGUUUUUUCCUGGCCCGAUAGAUAAUUCCUAUCCCAGUCUGAACUACGGUCUUUAUCCAUUUGGAUAUUCAGCGGCCCACAUAGAAGCUCGAUUACUAGGGCGUCCGCCAUAUAUGCCGGGCCAACGGGAACCAUAUCCGACGUCUCCCUUCCUAACGCCAGGCUCAUUCGGCACUCCCGACAGUUCCAAAUCGAAAAAUUAUGCCCCAGUUUCCUUACCACAUGUGAAUGGCCAUAUUGGCCUUAAGCCUACCUCUCUUCCACAAUUACCUCAGGACAAGAUUCCCUCUUCUGAGAGAAGUCCAACAUUGCCACCGUCCCCAUCAUCGUCAGGCCUAAUGGGCAGCGCAUACUCAGACAGGGACCGGGGAUACCCUCCCAGCGGAAUGCCAUCCGGUAUUCCGGAACACUCGUUACACAGCAGCAAAUACCCAAGUAACCAUCCCAUCCUGCACGAAAAGGAAAACAAACUCGAACACAAGCAGCACAAUUCUAGUCACCAUCAACCGCAGCUCUCGAACCCAGCUUCUUUGUCGAGGUCGCCUUUACAGACCCACCAUCCAUUCCUGCCACCAAUGCCAUCUUCAUCGUCAACGGCUUCUUCCCAGCCGUCUUCCACCAGUCAACGUCACCACUCGAUGCCCCAUCCUUCCUCGUCCGCCCUCUCCCAUCAUCCCCAUCCUUCCUUAGCAGCAGACGGCGGGCUUCGUCUCGAACAACUGCCUCAGGAUAAUGAAUUCAAGGUUCCGUCCGGCAAAGAGGGUUCCAUGAAGCAUCGAAUUCUGACGCGACCCGCGAGCGAACGAGACGUGCGACGAAGAUCUCCAACAACGAAAUCGACUACUAUUUUUAGGCCAUACGAAAAUGGUACGACCACGAAUUUUACCAAGGGUGCCCUGAUUCAGCUGGCUGAGGAGUGCAAACGGGUGGAAGAUGUGCGAACCGAGGACUUAGUACAAACGGCCGAAAAAUCGGCCAACCUGCGGCUGGCGGAAUCGACCGCCGUCAAGAUUACCCCGCGUAACAACAACGUGAUUAUCACGUUCAGCUACGACAACAACCGAUCCCGGAUCGACAUCGAGGCAACGAUCGAGCAUCCUUUUUUCGUGUACGGACAAGGCUGGGCCUCCUGUAGUCCGGAGAAAUCUCUGCACCACUUUGGUCUCAAGUGCCAAAAGUUGCAAGUCGGUGACAUUUGUCUCUCUUUGAUUCCACGUGAAAAGCCAAAAACGAGCCAUUCCUCCUCUAGUUCGUCGUCUACAUCGUACCUGGCUCCACAGCCGGCGUCAUCGGGUGGAGGUGGUGGUGGUGGUGUUGGUGGUCAGUAUCUGCCUCCCUCCCAGCAGUUACACCAUCACGACAUCAACGGAAAUCAGACAUCGCUACACCACCAGCCCCCAUAUCAUCUCCAGCAACAUACUCAACAAUCGCUGGGUCAUUCGCCGCGAGCCAAUCGCGAUCGAGGUGAAAUCGGCGGUCAAUAUCUAUCUCAGAAUCUUUCGCGCAAAGCGCCGUCCUUCCAUUCGUCAACGAUUCCUACAACGGCCACCACUACGGCCGUUUCCUCUCGACCUUCUGGUACAUUACCGUACAGCAGCUUCCCGUCGGUGCCGGCGUUUUCUAUGCCCUUUUCGGCGGCUAAUUUAAGUAAACCCCACGAUCCUUCCCACUAUUCGCCAAAAAGGUCUCCCGACCAUUUGACCCUAGGCAACCGAUCGGGCACCAAAUCCCAAGGAUCGCUCGACUCGGCCGAUCAGCCCGUGGCUAUGGUUGUGGACAAACCUACCCAUUCCUCGUCCUCUUCCACAUCUUCGACGUCCUCGGGCGUCAGCAGUGGGGCGUCGUACACUUCUUCAUCGUCAGCCGUAAGCAACGUCAGCAGCGGUGUUGCAAAAACUGCUGGCAACAUGGCCGCUUCCGUGACAGAUAGCGGUAACGUCAACAUUGACGACGAAGAUUGCGUCAUUGAUGCGUCCGUUUCGCGAAAGCGCCGAUGGUCUGCACCGGAUGUGUGCGACGACUCGGAGGAUGCCUGCCAAGAUCCAAAGGCAGACGGUUCGGAUGGGCAACCCCCACCGGCAAAGGUUUCCCAGCCGCUAACCUAGGUUGGUGGUUUCUAUUUAUUAGGUGUAGCUUUGGGACGCUCGUGCAAGCGUUGGCGUGCAUUUGUAGAAGGUUAUGUGCAAGAACUUUUGCAAGUUGUGCCGAUGAUUGGAGGAAGCCACUGAAUAAUAUAGCAACUUAAGAUUUAUCCAAUAAACCGUUUUCGAUCUCAACUCAUUCAUUGAACGUUGGGAGAUUUUGCUCCUAAAUUGGUUCAGUGGUUUCCUUCAGGACAGUACAACCCGCGAACAAAAUUUGUGUAGAUAUUGGUGAUUUUGACAAACAGUUAGAUUCGGAGAAUAUAUUCGAUUUAUAUACAUGAAACAAAAAACCUAAACGCUCAUUUGUAAUGUGAAUGAUAGAUGUUUUCUAAAAACAAACAAUUAGGUGCACGGUUUGGAAAAUUAUUUAAAAACACGCAGUUUUGUCAGAGAACGUUGCUUUUUUAUCCAUUUUUAUCGAAGGAUAAUCAAUUCUGCCCCAUUUUGUUUUUUAAGUUGUUUUUCAUGAUAUUGUUAAACGAACGGUUCGAUUACUUAGUUUGUAUGAGCAAAACUAUUGCAAAUAUUCUAAUGGCAUCUUACGAAAUGUUACUGUUGUUAUUUCCGGAAAUUGUGUUAGAGGAAUAUGAUCAAUUUGAAACCUACCAGUACGAUACGCGAUGUUAGCCUAACCUAGCUGUCAGCACGCUGGCAAUCAUUGCAAUGUUGGCCAUGAAUUUUUCAAAUAAUGAAAUGAGUUUAUAAAACUCGGAAUGAGGAGUAAAUGACAAAGAAGUUGGAAAGAGUCAUGAAAACAACUGCUAGAACUUGAAGCUGACAAAAAAAAACAAGAUGUAAAAGUUACUUACUGAUGAUAAACAUUCAAAAAACAUCUUCAUGUAAUUAUGUAAACUACGCUAUUGCAACUCUGUGUUUUUUGAAUAAUUUUCUUUAACCGUGGUACAAAACCAUUUCUCAUACAUUCAAACAAAAUUAAGAAACAUAUGGGAAGAAACUAAAUAUACUAUUGAAAAACAAAAUGCUAUUGAUGUGAUUCAGAAACUGAAAAGUAUUGAUUGGAAUCAAAUCUAAUUCGUUGUUGACACUUAACCAAGUAACAAAAAUUAAAAACUAUACGCGAAAGCGAAAGAAAGUUGUGUACAUAUAAAUUUUAUUAAUUUACUUCGUAGACAAUUAGCUAAGAGCAGUAGAUGUAAGAUUUCAUUGGGAAAUUUGCCAUGCUACAAAUUAUUGAUAGAUACAUACAGAAAAAAACACAGAACAGUGGCCAAGAGAGCAAAGCAGGUUUCAUAAAAAAUGGCAGACAUGUGUCGAACCAUGCUCGACAACUGCGUGAAAAGGGAAACCUCAAUUUAGUGAAGAAAUUCCAUUAGCAGAUCGAACGAUGGCCACUAUUGCAACGUUGAAACAACUAUACAGUAUACACAAACACUUGUGAAACAAAGUAAACAAUAUACUUUUGCACACCGACAAAGGAAAGUGGAGAAGAAGAAAGAGUCGAUACACGUAAUGUUCUCGGGGCAUUUAAACAAAUAAAUCGAAACUGAACACAAUUGGACAGUGAAGAACAUAGAUAAACAAAGAAAUCCUACAUAUAUUUUUUCCUAGCUGCAAAAGUCAGAUUGUAUGUGCCUUUCGGAAAAUAAACAUAGAUUUUUAUUUUUUCAAAGAGUGAAACCGUAAGUACAUUCGGUAACAGUAAAACAUAUGCCUUUUUAUAUUACACACUCACACGUACACAAAAAAAUAGUCGGAUUGAAAAUCUGUAGAAGCUCAUACAUAUUACCGAGUAAUGGUAACACAAAAUGAAAAUUUGAGAUAAAACCUAAACAUUUAUAAUGCCGCAUAGCAGCAGCAGCAGGAACACAAGUUGUGGAUAGAAUAUGUACGGUAGACAGAAGUAUUAGAAUUAUUUUCUCUCCUGAAGAUGACAAAACAAACACGUAAAUGGUACUCAACAGAACAGUGCUUAGUUAGACAAAAAAAAACUUUGACAAAUUUAUGCACAAAAUAAAGUUAAAAAAAACCUGCAGUGUAUAGGGUUGUAAGCUAAUGUUGUAAAUUAAUGUCAAUCAAAUUGGAAAAACAAAUAAAUAUUAAAAUAUAAAAUCA
Aedes albopictus (Asian tiger mosquito) is the source of this 6486-nucleotide messenger RNA. RefSeq names its product ataxin-1 (gene Atx-1). NCBI's taxonomy places the organism in Eukaryota, Metazoa, Arthropoda, Insecta, Diptera, Culicidae. Gene Ontology annotation, molecular function: protein binding; RNA binding. The transcript is spliced from 7 exons. The record is from RefSeq and is a predicted model, not a curated record. Bases 1690 to 4374 code for a protein of 894 amino acids. Gene Ontology annotation, biological process: regulation of DNA-templated transcription.